This is a messenger RNA of Saccoglossus kowalevskii, 733 nucleotides long. RefSeq names its product spidroin-2-like. The record is from RefSeq and is a predicted model, not a curated record. Lineage: Eukaryota; Metazoa; Hemichordata; Enteropneusta; Harrimaniidae.
GAGGUCUAGGGGAUUUGAACAAGGAGGUUCAAGUGGAUUUGGGCAAGGAGGUCCAAGUGGAUUUGGACAAGGAGGUUCAAGCGGAUUUGGACAAGGAAGUCCAAGCGGAUUUAGGCAAGGAGGUCCAAGUGGAUUUGGACAAGGAGGUCCAAGCAGAUUUGGGCAAGAAGGUCCAAGCGAAUUUGGGCAAGGAGGUCUAAGCGUAUUUGGCCAAGGAGGACCAAGAGGAUUUGGGCAAGGUGGUCCAAGCGGAUUUAGGCAAGGAGGUCCAAGCGGAUUUGGACAAGGAGGUCCAAGCAGAUUAGGGCAAGAAGGUCGAAGCGAAUUUGGACAAGGAGGGCCAAGUGGAUUUGGGCAAGAAGGUCCAAGCGAAUUUGGACAAGGAGGACCAAGUGGAUUUGGGCAAGGAGGUCCAAGCGGAUUUGGGCAAGGAGGUCCAAGUGGAUUUGGGCAAGGAGGUCCAAGCGGAUUUGGGCAAGGAGGUCCAAGCGGAUUUGGGCCAGGUGUUCCAAGUGAGUUUGGACAAGGCAGAUUUAGCCAGGGUGGAUUUGGACAGAGUCAUCCAGGCAGAUUCGAGCAAGGUGGUCCAGACGGAUUAGGACAAGUUGUUCCAGGCGCAACUAGGGAAGGUGUUCCAGACGGAUCUGGACAAGGUGGUACAGGCGGAUUUUGGCAAGAUGGCCAUGAGGGCCGUGAUGGAUAUGAGUCAAGCAGUUUAGAUGAACAUAAUUGA